AGGCGGCGCCCCCGCGGGAAACCUAUCGCCUGCCGCCUCCUUGCGCAGGGGCAGCAACGGCCGUACACAGCGAGGGGGAGAAGCGAGCGAGCGGGGCGGCGGCGUGGCGCGCCCCCUCCGCGCGGCCCGGGGCAGAGAGCCAUGAACCUGGGAGAUGGACUGAAGCUUGAAACUGAAAUACUGGAUGGAAAGCCUAGACUAAUUUUGGCUUCUUACGUAGGUAAAUCAAAACCUGCAGUGAAGAUGGGUAAUAAAGCCAGAGUCCCUAAACAUGCCUUGAGAGUAAGGCAUACUGGGCAUGUUUCAAGGUCAACACAAAAUGACUUUAUCAAGCAUGAAAGCUUAACAGAUCCAAGGAGCGAAUCAAGUUUAUCAAUGACAAAAGGUGAAAAACUGCAAAUAACUGCAAAUAGCUCCUCACAUGAAGCCUCAACUAAAGAUCACUCUUUGAUUUUCCAAAGAGAUAACACAAGCAGAAAGCUUGAUUCAGAGAAUCUUACUGUUAGAAAAAGUAAACAGAAACCUCAAAACCCACAUACCUCAGCUGAAGACCUAAGAAGCAGCUUGGUGUGUUUAACACAAGAGCAGCUUGAACAGAUUUUGAUGACUGUAAAAGAAGGAACUAGAAGUCUGUCUGAAGUUCACAAUGAAAAGCAAGAGGAAAUGGCUGCUAAUGAGGCAUCAGAGGGAAACACUAUCGCACUGUUCCAAAAAGCUGGUGAAGUUUCGUCAGUUCCAGAUGAAGCUAACUCUGAUUCAAGCAGGAAACAAGAAGCAUAUCCACAGCCAGGACAGAAAGUUAUAAAGAAUUCAUGGAAACCUGCUGACAUGUUUAGUACCUUGGGUGAAAGAGAAGGGGAUAAAGCCUUAUUAGAAUUUAAAAAGUCCCAAUGGAAGAAGGAAUUAGAUGAACAGGUAGCUCUGAAGAAGAAACUGAAAGAAACUUUGGAGGGAGAGGUGGGUUAUUUCUGGAAAAGACCUGGCAGUGAUAAAACCUUUUCAGAAAAAAUGGGAACAGCUGACCCAGAUAAGACAGUGUUUCCAGCUCAUUCAGUUACUACUACUGAUGAAAACUGUGUCUGUAGAACUAUUUUAACCACAGAGGCUAAUGAAGUUCCACUCAGUGUUUCAAGUGGUCCAGCUGGGCAGUGUUGUGAUUUCAGGUCUUCUGACUUACCAGCUGUCAAUUACACAGCACUUGUGUUAGGGGAAGCUACACUACAGGAACAACCUUCAAGUGCUGGGAAACACGAGCAACAGAAGAAGUGGCUUGAAGAGCUGGACAAACAGAAGGAAGAAGCUAAACUACAAAAAAUAGAAGAAAAACUAAAUUUAUCAAAGGCUGAAGAGCAUGACAGAUGGGCAAUGCAUUUUGAUUCUUUAAAGAACCACCUUAAUGCUAAUGCACAACAGCCCUUAAAUGGAAUGUACAAAAAGCAGCCUGAAAGUCUUUGCCCAUCACCUGAUCCUAAGGAGCUGAGUGCUUUUAUUCACCCUUUUUCACCUGCAGCUUUAGGCAAUCUCAUACCCUCAAAGGUGGGAAAUGCAGAAAAAGCUGCUAAAAACAGUCCUUUAGAACACAGUCAGAAAGUCAGUUUCCUUCGUUCAAUGACAGCUCUCCUUGAUCCUGCACAGAUUGAAGAGAGAGAGAGGCGGCGGCAGAAGCAGUUAGAACACCAGAAAGCAAUAAUGGCUCAAGUAGAAGAAAAGCGGAAGAAGAAACAACUGGAGGAAGAGCAGAGAAAAUGGGAAGAACAAGAGGAAGAACAGCGUCUAGCACGAGAAAGAGAACUAAUGCAGAAACAGUUUGAAGAAGACCUGCUGAAACAAAAACAAAAGGAGGAACUCAUGACUCUUAAAACAAAUGAGCUCUAUCAGACAAUGCAGAAAGCUCAGGAAUUAGCACAGAGAUUAAAACAAGAACAGCGCAUUCGAGACUUGGCACAGAAAGGACACGACAUUUCAAAACUUCAGAAGAAUCUUGGUGGUGGUGAUACUGUAUUUGAAAAUUAUAAUCCUAGCAUUUCACAUCAAAGUCAUAAUUUUUCUGAUGACAUUAACAGUAAGGUUGAUCAGCAGACUUCUCCUCGGAAAGACACUGCUGUACAGACAGAUGACUUUAAUACGUCAGCAUAUGCUGAGUCAGCUGAGAAAAGAACUGUGUGUUGCGGAUCACCUGAUAUUUCCAUAGAAUAUAAAGAAACCUCUAACAGCAAAAAAUGCCAGAAAGAAAUGCAGUAUACAGAUAAAAAUAAAAUUGCAGAAAAAGAGAAUGACGACAUUUGCAGUGAUCUAUAUGAACAAUUUGCAAGAAAAGACAGACAAGUUAAACCUGUGGAAAAAUGUGGCAAAAGACCUGACUGGAACAUAAACAAACCUGGGAAAAGAUACAUUCCAGCAUCAGAAAGAUACCCUAAACAGCUACAGAAACAAAGGGAAGAAAACAAAGUAAGACGACAAAUGGAGCUGCUUCAGUUGGUAGAAAGAAACACCCCUGGAAAUCUCUGCCAAAAGAAGGGCAGUUCUUCAGACAGGUCUCCUUCACCUCACCAGGAAAUGAAUAGGAAGAAUAAGGGACAUGCAGUCAGAAAGGGCGAACAAUUACAUAAGAAUCAUUUGAAUGAAGAAAGAUCUGAAUCAGCACCUGUUCCAGCAGUUAAGAACAGAUUACACCAAGGACAACAAAAACAGAUACAUACUUCUAAUUUCCUGGCGCUUAACAACGAUAGUAGAAGAGAGAAAAGUAUCAACACGCAUACACAACAAAGGAGCUCCCCUACUCCAGUUACCGAACCUGGGAGGCCUCCUUCUUCACACUUUAUUCCAUAUGUUCGAACAAAUGAAGUGUAUUAUCUUGAUCCAGAUGCGCCAGUGACUAGGCCUUCGACACAUGACCCACAAUAUCAACAGUUUAAUGAUUCUUACCCAACAUCCCGACAGAUUUUUAGCUCUGAUCAUGUUAGAGAUCCUCUUCUAAAUCCUGAUGUGGUUAAAAUCAGAGAGAGACAACAAGCAAUUCUCAAAGGAUUGUCAGAAUUACGCCAGUAAAUUGAAGCAGUGCAAAAGAUAACUGGUAACUAUGAAGGUACAUAUUUUUCUGUUUGGAGCCAGAAUACUGGAAAAAAGAUGUUACGUUUAGUUUUUAAACAUGGAUGAAUUUGAUAUUCCACCUGCGAACAGCAAAGUGUGGCCCACAGCAGAUUUAGACUGCAGAUCUGGACAGUCACAGAGACUGUUUCUUUUUAUGCUGCUAUAUGGCCUGAGAGGGGACUGCAAGACAGAAGGGGAAGUUCUUCUUUAAGCUUGCAUUUCUUCCUUGAAGAACAUUAAAAAUCCAUGUAUGUCAGUAUCUUCUCUUGUUUUUGAAUGGCUCCAUACUAAAAGUAGUAUUUUGCUAGCAGUGCCAUUUAUUCUUCCAUGCCUUAAGGCAAUAAAUUGCAUAAGUGAUCUAAAUAAAAGGAAGAAAGCCUGACAGACUUCAGUGCAACAGAAUGGCCAGUGGUGAAGUGUUCUAAUUACCUGCUGUGCUUUUGGAAGACACAGUUCCACUCAUACCUCAGCAGUAGGCAGAUUCUUUGCACAAUGAAGGAUCGUGGUUCUCCUCAAGAUGAAGUCACUAGGAGACAGAGUGAUGGCAUAGUUAACCUGUAAGUUAAGAAAAAAAAAUGUAACACAAGAACACUAAAAAUUUGAUAGUUUCUAAAGGCUUCCAAGUAACUUUGACUGGAUCAGGUCUCUCUCUCUCUCAAUGCUCAUUAACACUUCUGUUAAUUAUCCACAACCUUUAAAUAUUCUGUAUCCAGGCUUCAUUUGCAAAUAGUAUUCUGGUUAAGAGUGAAGAUAGCUUCAAAGCACAAAUUGAUCGUUGUGCUUGCUGAAGUGAACAAAAGCCAUGAAUACUUAAAAGAGUUUUAAGGUACUAAUGUCAGUGAUGGCAAACUUGAGACAGAAGCUUGGGGCUAUUAUUUUUGCUGUAUAGUGUGCAUUCAGGUCUUUACAGUAGCUGAAAACUAAUGUAAAAGUUAAGUCUUUCAAAGGACCUUGGUUCUGAAAGAGAGUUAAUUUAAAUCACAUAAAGUUCUUUUUCAAAUUAUCUUAGCAGCAGUAGAAUGCAUAUAGGAUAUUAACUGUUGAACUUACAUACUCUUCAUUGUAUACUUCUGCUGAUGACAGCUGUUGUGCAUUAGUAUUUCAUUGAGAAAGGAAAAGUAAUGAAAUGAAUGAAAUAUAAUUUAGCUAAAGAAUAGUUUUAUUUUUCUGUUCCAGAAGGUAAUUUAUUCUUUUUUCUUUUUUUUUUUUUUUUUAAUAAUGAUACAUACAUGUAUAUAUAGAGAGAGAGUGAGCAAGCUAUAUAGGACUGAUGUUUUCCAGGAACUCUGAAGUAAUUUCUGAAACACAAAUAGCUGGGUGUAAAGUGGUCCUUCUGUCUGGGGAAAUUCAAAACAUAUUUGACCAUUCUUCAGUCUUUGAAAUAUACAACCAAAUAGAGUGACAGAUAAAUAUCAGGAUGUUUCAGUAACAUUCUAGCUGCUGUAACUAGCUACUCCAUGGAAGACACCAGUAAGACUGGAUGGCAGACGAAGAUUAAAAAAAAAAAAAUGCACAUCCUUGUGCUCCUCCACCAAAGGGAGAGAGUGUGUCAUUGCAUCUGUUAUGAGACAGCAAGUCACACUUCGUCAUGGUUGCUGCAGUGAAAUCUUUUCUUGUAUUUCAGAUGAUAGCAGUAACAGGAACUACAACAGACUUUUAUUUUCCUUGUUUAAAUCAAAAUAGUCACUGGACUAAGCCCAAGUUUCUUCAUGCAGGAAAAAGAGCCAAAGCUUUUUUUUAAAAAAAAAAAAGAAAAAAAAAAAGAAAAGUUUUAAUAAAGAAUAAAAAAAUUUGCCAGCAGGUUGUAGCCUGCAAUAGCUAUGUAAUCUUGCUAGCCACCAGCAGGCCAUCAACAUGCAAAGAAAGAUCUCACUACUUGUCCCUAUCUAUAUCAUUUACCUUACUUUUGUCUAGGCAGCUUUUAUCACCUUUGCAAACCAUGUGAAUAGAAUUUGUUCUGGUUUUCGUUUCAUCUGGUUAUUUAUUUGUUGCUCACCACUGCUCUGAGUCAUUUAAGGCAAAAUUUAUUACAUGACUUUGUUUUGUAACUUGCUCCUAAUUUCAAAAAAACGCUCUUAUAACAAGUGUAAUCAUUGACAAAAGGCUGGAACAAGUUCACUGAUCCAUUAACAUAGUCUAUAGCAGUUAGUGGUGUUGAUUAUUUAAAAAAGCAGUUCUUGAAGUCAUUGAAAGUAGGCGGCUGGUGCACUUGGAAUGACACAAAAUGAAGUAUAACAGGCUGCUUUGCUAACUUAAACCAGUUCUGUAUAAUCUCUCUUGCUCCUUUUCUGUCCCACUGAGAAUACUGUCAAAAUUGUAGGUGCAGCUGCUGGCUGGCAGAAUGUCUAUGCUGAGCUAUAACAUCAUGCUACUAACCCUUAGCUCUAAGAAAGGCCUGAGGAGAAACACUAUUGUAACUCUUAUUUCCUUGGUACCAAACUACUUCUGACAGUUCCAAAAUAGAUAGAGACCAAGGGCCAGGUGUAGCCAUACAUCUGAGCCUGUUAAUUAGUGAGAAGUAUCACCUCUCACCUAGCCAGGGAUACAAUUCCAAGAUACCUUAUUUCAGGUUUACUCAUUGCACAGUACUUAUGAGACCCACUAGCAAAGCAGGAACCUUUUACCUAUACCAACAUCAUAAAACGUCUGCUACUGUUUUAGUUCAAAUGGUAAUGCUCCUUCAUGAGCUGCUGCUGCUGUUCAAGGGUUUAGGCUGGGCUUAUUAAAAAAACCACUUUGUAUAAGAACAUGCUAGAAUACUUCUUCACAGGCUGUAGUUGGGAUCUGCUAUAUCCCAAAUGCAUGGAGUAAGCAAAUUAGCUUCAUACAAGAGAAAGGUCAUUGCUCUCACUUAUAUUCCCUGGAAGCAUCAGCAUAGGCUUCCACUUUUGCAGAGGACAGGAAAUCUUGACAGUUCCUUCUCUUCUGUAUGUAUUAUGUGGUAUACUUUCUUAAGUUGCAUAUUUAAAAAGCAGUGAGCCUUAAUAAGUAAAUGUUUUUAAUGGAUGAAAAAUGCCACUUUAUUAGCUCAGGCUGCAUGAGGAAGGCAGAGCAUUCAGGUUUACAUUCCCUUUAUUUCAGGGCCUCCUGCAGAAACAGAAGGAGUUGGAGACUGGUUUAAUUCCAGCUGUAGCUCAAGAAGAGAACUUUAUUUCACCAUUUUGAAAGGUAUAGAUGAACAUACAGAUUUUUUUUUUUUUUUUAAGGUAAAGGCAGAGCACUUUGUUACUAUAAAAAAUUUUGAAUGAUCGCUGUAUUUUUUUUAAAUGAUUUAACUUAUUAUGUGAAUUUUGACAGACUACAGGGUCAUGUUACUUUUCAGAUUGACGAUACAUUAAAUUAAUGAUGGAUUCUCUGUUUAGAAUGGUCCUCAGGCUGACUGAAGACAUCCAUCCAUUUAGUAUAAACCACUACUCCAGUGUACAGGAUUGUUACCUUUUUUAAUAGGACUGAAAGUGUAUGUAUUUUGAUAAAUAAAAAGAAUUAAGAUGCA
Dromaius novaehollandiae (emu) is the source of this 6583-nucleotide messenger RNA. RefSeq names its product coiled-coil domain containing 66 (gene CCDC66). Gene Ontology annotation, cellular component: cilium; microtubule. Lineage: Eukaryota; Metazoa; Chordata; Aves; Casuariiformes; Dromaiidae. Gene Ontology annotation, biological process: cilium assembly. The transcript is spliced from 19 exons. Gene Ontology annotation, molecular function: microtubule binding. Bases 142 to 3048 code for a protein of 968 amino acids. The record is from RefSeq and is a predicted model, not a curated record.